Messenger RNA from Closterium sp. Yama58-4, 951 nucleotides. The record is from the annotation of a GenBank genome assembly. NCBI's taxonomy places the organism in Eukaryota, Viridiplantae, Streptophyta, Zygnematophyceae, Desmidiales, Closteriaceae.
AUGGCUGGGAAGUUAUGUGCACCUAACUUAAAGAAAGUUCGUCGCAUAUCCAAAAAAGCUCACCACCCCGACCUCACACAUUUUGGAAUAUCACGGAGACCCGCUAGACUCUCUGCCUCCGCUUCUCCAUCUCCUCUCGCCCUCACCACCUCCUUCGUCUUCCCUUCCAUCCAACAUUCGCCCUCAUCCCGCUCGCCACCACUCCGCGCCGUGCGUGCGGGGGCAGCAGCGGCGCCAUGCGAGGGGGAGCGAGGUGUGUUCAUGAGCGCUGUGCUCUCCGACCCCGCCGCCCACGCCCUGCGCGAGGAAGGUGAGGUUGAGAAAGGUGAGAUCGAGGAAGGUGAGAUUGAGGAAGGUGAGAUUGAGGAAGGUGAGAUCGAGGAAGGUAAGACUGAGGAAGGUGAGAUUGAGGAAGGUGAGAUUGAGGAAGGUGAGAUUGAGGAAGGUGAGAUUGAGGAAGGUGAGAUUGAGGAAGGUGAGAUUGAGGAAGGUGAGAUUGAGGAAGGUGAGAUCGAGGAAGGUGAGACUGAGGAAGGUGAGAUUGAGGAAGGUGAGAUUGAGGAAGGUGAGAUUGAGGAAGGUGAGAUUGAGGAAGGUGAGAUUGAGGAAGGUGAGAUUGAGGAAGGUGAGAUUGAGGAAGGUGAGAUUGAGGAAGGUGAGAUUGAGGAAGGUGAGAUCGAGGAAGGUGAGAUCGAGGAAGGUGAGAUCGAGGAAGGUGAGAUUGAGGAAGGUGAGAUUGAGGAGGGUGAGAUUGAGGAAGGUGAGAUUGAGGAAGGUGAGAUUGAGGAAGCCAGCCGCGUGCUGGGCGGGGGCGACAUCAAGAUAGUGAAGCGGCGCGACCUGGCGGAGGCGGGGGGGCGCGUGGGGGAGGAGAAGCAGUUCUGCGCGCUCAAGCACAGCCAGUGGCUGCGCUGCCUUCGAGAGGAGCUCAUGGUGCUGCGGGUGAGAUAA